AUAUUUUGGUUUAUUUCAUUUCAAAACUGAACGAUGAAGGUGCUACUAGAAAUUUUGCUUCUAACUGUGUUUUUAGCAAGUUCCUUAGGAGAUGAAGAUAAAGACGCGAGAAUCAUACAUUUGCCACAAGGUCCAGUAAGGGGUUACAAAGAAGGUCUAGGAACAUUUUCUUUCUAUCACAUACCGUAUGCUACUGCACCAACAGGAGACGAUAAAUUUAAGGCUCCUCUGCCACCUCCAACAUGGACUGAACCAUUAGAAGCUGUGCGCAAAGGAAGUGAUAUAGUAUGCCCACAACUUAAAAUGGACUUUUUUGAAAUAAGAAAUAUGACCCAGCAAGAGGAUUGUCUCAUUGUUAAUGUAUUCGCUCCUGAAAGUCAAGAAGACAAUUUACCUGUUGUUGUCCACUUUCACGGCGGUUACCUUAUGGGGUAUGGCAAUAUUGUUGAAGUCAAAAAUUUUGUAGCAACCAGAAAACAUAUAGCAGUCACAUUUAAUUUUCGUGUUGGAAUACAUGGCUUCCUCUGUCUUGGAACAGAAAAUAUACCGGGUAAUGCUGGCAUCAAAGAUCAAAUAGCUUUACUUCGGUGGGUGAGAAAAAACAUAGCCUAUUUCGGAGGUAAUCCAGAUGACGUAACAAUAAGUGGAGCUAGCGCCGGGGCUAUGCUAGUAGACUUGAUCCAAUUAGUACCAGCAGCCAGAGGUCUCUAUACCAAAGUUAUUGCUGAGAGUGGCAGCAGUCUCACACCGACGACCGUGCAAGUAGAUCCACUCGCUAAGGCAAAAUCCUAUGCAAAACAUUUCAAUAUUGAAACUGACGAUGUAUAUGAUUUAGAAAAGUUUUAUUUAAGUGCUUCAUAUGAUUUACUUACUUCGCAUUCAAGUCAGUUUUUCUUCACAGCCGAUUCUGACAUAGGUUUCACAGCCUGUGUAGAACGCCCCACUGGAGAUGAAAUGAUGCUAGAUGAUGCACCUUACAACAUUUUAAAAAGUGGAAACUUUGAAACGGUUCCAAUUUUAACCGGUUACGCUAAUUUAGAUAGUUUGAAUCGUGCAGUUUUGUUUGAUGAUUUUUCCCAAAAGAUGAAUAAUAAUUUUGCUGAUGUUCUACCAUUCGAUUUAGAAUUUGAUAGUGAAGAAGAAAGAGAUAAAGUAGCAAAACUUGUAAAGGAAGAAUAUUUCGGAGAAGGAGUAAUAACUGAAAAUAAAAUCGAAGCAUUCAUUGAUUACUAUACCGAAACCGUGAUGGCAUAUCCAACUGCCAGGUCUCUAAGGCUGCAGCACUUAGCCGGCAAUCAAGAAAUAUAUUUGUAUGAAUAUUCUUUUGAGCACGAUGAACCUUUAAUGACAUUCAAUUUCACAACCCCAAAAGGUGCGGGUCAUUGUUAUCAAUCCAGAGCUAUUUGGGAUGAAGAUAAAGACGAUUUAGGAGAAAGUCAUUUGUCUGAAGAUUAUAUGAAUAUGAAGAACAUUAUGAGAGACCUGUGGUUUAAUUUCAUAACUAGCGGACAACCAGUACCAGAGAAUUCAAAGCUGCCCGAAUGGCCAGCAAUGAAGGAGAAUUGGUCCCCGCAUAUGUCCCUGGGGAGUCCCAUAGAACUUCGCGGCUCGCUACGGUUGCAACGCGUGCAGUUCUGGGACCGAAUUUAUGAGAAGUACUACCGUGUGCCUGUCCCCCCACCAGCGCCGCUGAGAAGACGAUCUGAUUUGUAGAUUAUUCAAUAACUUAAGCAUUAUACUGUAUCAUUCUAGUGGAUGCAGAGACUCUAAGAGACCGUGAUGAUUCAAAACUUUGAUACUUUCAUCAGUUGUUAUUGUAUAUAUGUAGUAGUUUUUUCACUUGUUUUUUAAUUAAGAGGUAAGAGGUUAUGUAGUUGAUUAAAUUCUGUCUCUCUCUC
This is a messenger RNA of Amyelois transitella, 1898 nucleotides long. RefSeq names its product para-nitrobenzyl esterase. The record is from RefSeq and is a predicted model, not a curated record. Bases 34 to 1713 code for a protein of 559 amino acids. Lineage: Eukaryota; Metazoa; Arthropoda; Insecta; Lepidoptera; Pyralidae. The transcript has 3 exons.